Pocillopora damicornis (cauliflower coral) is the source of this 938-nucleotide messenger RNA. RefSeq lists its product as uncharacterized. Lineage: Eukaryota; Metazoa; Cnidaria; Anthozoa; Scleractinia; Pocilloporidae. The record is from RefSeq and is a predicted model, not a curated record.
UCAGUACAUCGAUUACGUUUCGCGUUCGACAUCGCGAGCCCGACUGGAGUUUGCGAUUGUGAGAAUCGAUUGCGCAGCGACGGAGAAAAAGGAAGGGUUAGAUUUGCCAGCGAAACAUUUUAUUGGAUCCGAUCGCAUUGAAAGCCUUACGUGCAGGGUAUAAUGCCUAAUACUGGACAGUUAUUUGGACAGAGCUGGAAGUGCGAAAAAUGCCGAAAGGACUUCAAGGCCGUCUGGUUGCCAACCAACGUUUGUUGUCGAAUCUCUUCAUGGGAUCAGCAGCCUGGUAUUCUCACACAAGCUCCUUACUCGCGGCAUGUUUCUGACGCCCUGAAAGAGGCAGCUUCGAAAUCGUUCGCCAGUUCAACCACCGAGUACUCGACAAAGUCCAGUAACGGACGACACACGCAAAAAAUACCUGGUAUUCCAGUUCAAAGUCUAGCCGUGCCCUGGAUGAGACAUGUAAACAGGUUAGCGCCUUUCAGCACCAGUGGCAAAAGCACGUGCGGAUAUUACUUUUCAAGAGAUACCGAUAACAACAAGCGAAAAACAGGGAUUCCUCCAUCAGAUCUGGUGGCAUGGCGAUCUAACAUCUCUUAACGUGAGUGAAGUGAAAUUAGCGCGGACUAAGUAAUCUUACGUCGUUACAAAAGUUUUAAACGGAAAACGAAAGGGGAAGAUGCUUCAAAGGUCUCCGCGAAUCACAAGCCAAGAAUGUUCCCUUAAUCUAAGUUUCUGUUUGUGAAUUGUCUUUGGCAAUGCGUGGAAUAGAAUAAAGCCACGUUAUACUGUGGACCUGGGUGACAUAUCUAAUUAGCACAUCAGUGACUACGAUUUAAAAGCUUGUUGGCGACUUAUAACUAGUAUUGCACCUCAAUGUGAUUGAGUGCGGUUUAAUUUUGAUGUUUGCUUAAUAAAAACGCGUGAAGUACUGUAAA